AUGGCUGGACGGACGUCUGCUCAGUUUCGCCCGGCCGCAACUACUAUGCCAGGCACUAAACAGUGCUGGGAGUGUCGCAAAAGGCGGCUUGUUUGCGACUUUGGGCGCCCGUCAUGCAUCAAGUGCCGGGACAGAGGAGUGCAAUGUCCCGGAUAUGACCACAAGCCUCUACGAUGGGUUGCGCCCGGCGAGACCAGAUCCAAGAAGCGAAAGGCCCAGCAGCCCUCCGUUGGCCAGUCAGCUGUGACUCGGAUACCACGGGUCGAUUUAAAAGAUGCCGGUGCCACGGAUCUGAUACAAGCAAUAGACUAUUACAACCGCGUCAUAUGCCCAGAUUUGCUCGCGACGAACAAACGAGCAUGUGAAAACCCAUUCUUUGCGCCGCCAGCUGCGGCAGCACACAUUCUUCCCGCUAUCGCGGAAAUGGUUGUCUCUACCGCGCUGGGACAUCGCAUUUUACAGAGCAGCCAUUGUUCGACAUCUGACCGAGUAGCGUUGGCAACCAAGCUGCAACACCACCGAGGGUUGGCCAUUCGGUUGAUGGCGGACGUCUUGGCCACGGACGGCAUGCGGACAAGUGACGAGAUGCUCGCUUGUGUCUUGGUGUUUUUGUUUGCCGAGGUGAGGAUCACUCCGAGCGACUUUGGCGAGCAUCAAGUUACUGAUUGGUCCUAUUCCCAAAUACAACAAUCCAUUUCAUCCUCUUGGCGUCAACACGCGGAUGCAGCUUGGACGAUAAUCAACUCACGUGGCGGCCUGGGUGACUUGAUACAUAGCCGCGCGCCAUUUUGCCAUUUGUUUCGCUAUUUUACCAUCAUCGACGUAUUUGGUGCGACUACUUCGCCGCCGCUCCAUCUUGGCCGAGCACGCCGGCAGCUCGAUGUCUUGCCGGUGCUACCUACGCUGUAUGGCGAUGGGCUCCAGACAUGCGUGCCAUGUCCUCCUGAGCUUUUGGGACAUGUCAUCCUCGUUAACCACUUUAGGGCAGAUUUACGUGGCCUUGCGGGCGAGCAGAAGAAGAAUCAUCAUCUGUUUGCAGCGGCUAGAGCAACGUUGCAGGAAAUUUGCAACUUUUCUGUGCACAAAUGGGUCGACGACACCGUCCUCCCUAGUUUGUUGAUGGAUGAUGCUGAAGAACCCCGGCGGCAUGCAGGCUUGGAUUCUAGCCAGACCAUGGCUCGGCGAUGGAUUUGGCUUGCCCUGACAUCGGCUUUCAAAUCAGCCAUGGCAAUAUACUGCAUUGAAGCAAUAUUUGACGGUCGCACCUUUGAAGCUGAGGACGAUGACAGGACAUGCAACGCCCUCACCUCCUUUUUUGAUGUCCGCAUGUUCCACAAGGAAACGCUUCGAACAAACUUACAAACCGUGGCCUCCGACGAGAGAGGGAAGCUUCGAAAAUUCACCAUUUGGCCAUUGGUCGUUCUGGGGGUGGUGACGGACCCGAGUGACGAGGCAGCCAAGAGAUUCAUAACGGGCGAGCUGAAAUGGAUUAGUGCAAAUGUGGGCAUUUCUUCACCUUUGAUCGCCACUGAAGUUUUGGGAAAGAUUUGGCAAACAUCUCGCACCCGGACAGACAAGAAAGACGUGAGGUGGGACGACCUUUUUGAGAAACCGUACAUUUUCGCCUUGUAA
Metarhizium acridum CQMa 102 is the source of this 1632-nucleotide messenger RNA. Lineage: Eukaryota; Fungi; Ascomycota; Sordariomycetes; Hypocreales; Clavicipitaceae. The record is from RefSeq and is a predicted model, not a curated record.